UAUUUCUAUUUAUAAAUAUUGACUUUUAUCAUAAUUAUAUUGUAUAUAUAUAUUUUUUUUUUUCGAUUCUAAUAUUUAUAUAACAUAAACGUCACUUGUGUUAGUAUAUGUCGUAUUGUCAAAUUCAUAGGUUGUUGAUAACAAAAAUUUUCAAUAUAACUAAAAAAAAAUUCGAUAAUGAUGUAUAAAACAAAAGAUCAUUUUAAAAUAAAUCAAAAGUUGAUACCAGUAACACCACAAAUGAUACGCGAAGCUGUAGAAGUUAUACAAAUGAGAAAGCUUUUUGUUAAUACUGAACUGAUAAUAGAUUAUUUAAUAAAACAUUAUCCAGUAGAUAAUAAAACACUUGCAACAGAAAUUAUUCCAAAGUUGAAAUAUGCUGUACACGUUGGAUUAAUAGCAAAAUGUGGACAUGACCAAUUUUGUAUUCCAACAUUGCUACAAGAUGCUAACACAAUGGAGACGGCAUUCAACAUAUUUUGAGAUUUUUGUUACACUGUAAGAGAAUUUUUCUUUUAUUUCUUUGUGAAAGUAUUUUAUUUUACUAUUUUAAAAAUACUAAAUAAAUAAAUUGGAGCAUUGAUUAUUUAAAAAAAUCAUGUCAAUCGCAAUUGUAAAAGUAAA
This is a messenger RNA of Vespa velutina, 624 nucleotides long. RefSeq lists its product as uncharacterized. The record is from RefSeq and is a predicted model, not a curated record. The coding region runs from base 178 to 483 and encodes 101 amino acids. Lineage: Eukaryota; Metazoa; Arthropoda; Insecta; Hymenoptera; Vespidae. The transcript is spliced from 2 exons.